CGCCGUCGCCGCCGUCGCCGGCAACAGCAGAGCGUAUCCUCGGCGCAAAACCCCGAAGCGAUUCCAUUGCGAGCUCUGCCCGAAGCACUUUGGCCGGCUAGAGCAUCUCCAACGCCACCAAAGAACGCAUACGCAGGAGAGGCCGUUUGCCUGCGCCAUCUGCCCAUCCCGGUUCGCAAGAAGCGAUUUAUUGAUUCGGCAUGGGCGACUAUCUCACAACAGUAAUUCCAGCAGCCGUGGGCUGCAUCCUGGCCCGAGCCCCCUCGAAAGUGGUGGUGGAUUCUCGGGGCCAGAGCGAACGCUGAGCGCGACAAGCCCUGGAACCAGCAUCCAAGCUUGCGCGUUGGGAAUCGUCGAACCUGCCGUCAAUGACCAUCAGCCCGACGAUUGCCCCAUGGACGUAACCGCAACGGACGUACGGCAAGGCAAAUUCCAGGACAGCUUCGCGAAUGACACGGCCCACGGCGACGCUGCAUCAGCUGGCGAUUCCGUCGGGCCCGAUCUCAGCGAGGACACGGAGCCGGCACGUUUGUCUCCCCUCACGGCCCCCGUCGUUGACCCAGGUCUCCUGCCCGAACCAGACGACACAGACAUGGACUUCUACACCUUUAACAGCUUUGCCAACUUCUUGGAGAAUGCGCCGCUGCCGUCCUUUUAUUUCUCGUCGCUGCUCACCACGGAACAGCCGCUGCCGUUCCUCUCGCCCCCAGAUUGGGGCGAGACACGCGACGAGCUGGACGUGGGAUGCCAAACGAUCACGUAUGAGCGACAAGAGGGCUUGGCCGACGAGCCUGACUCGUUCUCGCGAUUGGGAUCGAGGCUCCCGUCACUGCAACCAGAGGAACCGCGCCCGGGUCGCCGACACCCGAGCCCUUGCCCUCAGGAAACGGACGGACACAGUCACAUAAGAUACCCAACACGCGUCCCGGACAUAUCGAACAGCGACAGGCAGCUCUUGCAGCACGCGGUAGCGGACUUCAGCGCUGUUCUACGAGGCUUUCGGCUUCCGACACGCCUGACGCUAGCCCGCUACGUGCGCGGAUACGUUGAUGGCUUCCACGAGCACCUCCCAUUUCUCCACAUUCCGUCAAUGUGCGUCGCGACAUGCUCUAUUGAGCUCAUUCUAGCAAUGGCCGCUGUCGGAGCUCAAUACUGCUUCGAGGCCGAUGAGGGCUUGGCCCUGUUCCAUGCCGCCAGGGCCAUCGCCACGGAGCGCAUUAGGCGGCGAGACGCAAGGGUCGCAGAGGUAGGACGCGGUCACGGGAGCGUGCGUUCUUCUUCCUCCAACGUCACCAGCUCGCUGAGCCCCGACGGCCAACACGACUCGAGGUCGAACUAUACGUUCAAUGGGCCACUUGGGCUCCCGUCGGAGAAGGGCGAGCACAGUGACGCAGCGUCCCCGAAGGAGCAUUUGCUGCAGUCAGCCCAGGCGCUUCUUAUCCUCAUGGCCAUGGCCACGUGGGCCAAAUACAAGGAGAUACUGCGGGAGGCUCUAGCAAUACAGAGCAUCCUUGCCAGCUUAGUUCGGGAGGACGGAUUGAGCCUGGCCCCUUGGGAUGAGCGCCCCGGCUCAUGGGAGGAAUGGGCUCAGUUCGAGUCGCACUUGAGGACCAAGUACACCGUCUUCUGCUUCUUCAACCUCCACUGCAUUGUCUACGACAUACCCCCCCUAAUACUGAACUCGGAGCUGCACAUGCCAUUGCCAUGCGCGACUGCCCUGUUCAAAGCCACUACGGAGGCCCAAUGGAGAGAGGGGCUGAAGCGAACGCACCAGAAACCCCUCGACUUUCAGGAUUCGCUGCGUCGGUUGUUCACCAGCAAUAGCAGCGACACCCUGCAGAGCCAUUCGUCGCUGGGCAACUACGUGCUCAUUCACGCCAUAUUCCAGCACAUCUUCUUCGUGCGGCAAUCAGCUCGAUGCCGCUCUGACUCGCCUGAGCUCACUGCAGAAGAGCUGCGGCCUUUGGACCAGGUGGUGCGCAACUGGCAGUCCAGCUGGAAACGCAGCCCCGAAUCGUCUCUCAAUCCUCUGGACCCGAAUGGCCCCGUCGCAUUCAACUCGACGGCUCUCCUUCGCCUGGCCUACAUCCGCCUCAACAUGGACACCGGGCCCGGCCGAGCCCUGGGCACGCGCGAUCCGCUGCAGAUAGCGCACGCACUGCGAGAUACUCCCGCGAUCAAACGGAGCCCCAAAUUAAUCCGCGCUUUGCUUCACUCCGCCCAUGCUCUCAGCAUACCCAUUCGGAUUGGGAUCCGCCUGGUGGCCAAGACGCAGACCUUUAUAUGGUCAAUCCAGCACUCGCUUUGCUCGCUGGAGUGCGCGUUGCUGCUCAGCAAAUGGCUAGAGGCCAUCUCGAUGCUCGGGGCGGACCCCAGUCCGGCCAUUUCAGACAGCGAGAUGCGGAUCCUGUCGCUCGUCAGAACCGUACUGGAGGAGACCGAGUUUAGAGUACCUACCGACGAGCAGCUGAUGAGCCUGUCGCAGCUCGCCAAGCACCUCAACGUAGGAGUGCUGCGGGUGUGGGCGGCAGUCUUCAAGGGCGCCCAGACGUGGGCCAUUGUCGAGGUGAUUGGCGAUUCCCUGGACAUGUAUGCGGACAUUUUAGAGACAACGUGA
Molecule: messenger RNA, 2617 nt
Organism: Purpureocillium takamizusanense
Lineage: Eukaryota; Fungi; Ascomycota; Sordariomycetes; Hypocreales; Ophiocordycipitaceae
Exons: 3
Coding region: 395-2617 (740 amino acids)
Biological process (GO): DNA-templated transcription; regulation of transcription by RNA polymerase II
Cellular component (GO): chromatin
Molecular function (GO): DNA-binding transcription factor activity, RNA polymerase II-specific; RNA polymerase II cis-regulatory region sequence-specific DNA binding; zinc ion binding
Source: RefSeq, a predicted model, not a curated record